AUGUUUCAAUCUACUAGUAGAAAGGUAGUAACCGCGACUGGAUUGGUCUUUGUCCGUUUUAGAGCCCACAAAUACCCAGUGCAAAAGAUCCCCAUCCAAUUAUUAAAAGAUGUUCCAAACGUAGGUGUGAGAGGAGAAAUACUUCAAGUAAAACCAGCAUUUAUGAGAAACUAUCUCCACCACAAGAAUAAGGCAUGUUAUAUAACACCAACCCAAGGCCCUAGAAUCGAUGUGGUUACAGUUGAACCUAAGGCAAAACAACCAGUUGAACAUAAACCACAAAUUACGGAAGAACCAACUGAAAAACCAGUUGUAGAAGCGUUAUCGAUGGAUGAAUUAUCUGAUUUGUUCAAGAAUAUGACUUCUAACGUUCCUGACGAAUUGGUAAUUAAACCAUCUGAACCAGAAUAUACUAUUGCUAAAUUGACUGAAAGGGUACCAAGUCUUCAAUAUUUUAUGAAAGAGUACUUACCAAUCACAAAGGAAUAUGUUAAGGAUACUUUAAAAGAUGAAGCUGAUGUGAAUGUGCCAGUUGAGGAAAUUACUUUGGCGCUGAUUGAAACUCCAGAUGAACCUAUUGAAGAAAUAACCAUGGUUGGUAAAUAUCUAUUGAAAAUUACUUCUCCAACUGAAGACGCUGAUCUUACAACGGAAAUUGAAGUUAGAUAG
This is a messenger RNA of Hemisphaericaspora subhashii, 669 nucleotides long. RefSeq names its product mitochondrial 54S ribosomal protein MRPL50. Gene Ontology annotation, biological process: translation. Gene Ontology annotation, molecular function: structural constituent of ribosome. Gene Ontology annotation, cellular component: mitochondrion; ribosome. The record is from RefSeq and is a predicted model, not a curated record. The transcript has a single exon. The coding region runs from base 1 to 669 and encodes 222 amino acids. Lineage: Eukaryota; Fungi; Ascomycota; Pichiomycetes; Serinales; Debaryomycetaceae.